Messenger RNA from Brenthis ino (lesser marbled fritillary), 1440 nucleotides. The record is from the annotation of a GenBank genome assembly. NCBI's taxonomy places the organism in Eukaryota, Metazoa, Arthropoda, Insecta, Lepidoptera, Nymphalidae.
AUGACUUCCCCAAGACCCGUCUUAUUGAUGCCUCCUGGGAGAAAUAAACUUAAACAUACUAUUAAAAAUAAGAGGACUUAUUUCCAAUAUACUGAAGAAGCAUUGGCACAAGCUGUCCAGGCCAUAAGAACAGAAAAUAAAAGCAUCAGAGAGGCCUGCCAUCACUAUGGUGUCCCUCGCUCAACAGUUCAAGAUCGAAUUUCCGGCAGAUAUAAAGAACAACCUCGAAAAGUAGGUCCAGAGCCUAUACUAGGCAUUGAUGGUGAGCAAAAAAUUGUAGACUGGAUUACAGAAUUAGCCAAAUGUGGGAUUCCUGUGAGCAAAGAGGUAUUGCUGGAAAAUGUUGCAAAAAUAAUUAAAAAUAUUUUAAGAGAAAAUAAGUUUCCAGAAGGGCGACCGGGACAGACAUGGUACCAAAAUGUUCUUAGAAGGCAUCCGAAGAUUAGGGUACGUGAACCUGAAAGUAUUAAUAAAGCCAGAGAGGCGGUCAGAGAGAGCUUAAUCAAAAAAUGGUUUACAGAUCUUGAAUGUUUUUUGAUUGAAAGAGGAGUUAUAGAUAUCAUGAACGAUCCUGACAGAAUAUUAAACGCUGAUGAGACUGGAGUUUCACUCUGUCCAAAAUCUGGUAAGGUCUUGGCUCCGAAAGGCUACAAAAAUGUUUAUAUUGUUAAAAGAGGUAACGAAAACGAAACAAUUACUGUUUUAAUAAUGAUAACUGCAUCGGGUAAAGUAUGCCCUCCGCUCGUGGUGUUUCCGUACAUUAAACCUUCAAAAGCAGUUGUAGAUAGUAUGCCAGAAGGUUGGAUAAUCGGCAAAACUGAAUUAGGUUGGAUGCGCUCAAAUGUUUUUUACGAAUACAUAGCUAACGACUUUAAUAACUGGUUAGUAGAGAACAAUAUUAAAAAACCAGUAAUCCUUUUCGUAGAUGGACAUAAAUCACAUAUGUCAAUGCCCUUAAGUCAAUUUUGUGCAGAAAAUGACAUCGCUUUGCCUCCAAAUACUACUCAUAUCAUGCAACUAGCCGAUGAAACUUUGGAUACAGAUAUGACACAAGAUAUUAAAAAUGGAUUCAGAAAGUGUGGGCUAUUCCCCUUUAAUCCGAAUAAACUUAAAAUCAUUAAUAGAAACAAUAUAAAACCUAAUAUCCCAAAAAGAAAACAAACAAAAGCCAAAGAAAGUGAUAGUGAUAUUAUAAAUACCGAUAAAGAUAUAGAAAUCAAUAUUAAGAAGACUAAAGUAAUAGAAACUGAUAAAUUUAAUAUUAUAAAGAAAGUUGAUAUAAAAGAAAUAAAUAAAAUAAGUGAAGAUAAGAUUGAUAAGGAAAUGUCUCAUAAAAGUGAAACAGCUAUAGAUGUAACUAAAACCAUUCCCAGCGAUGAAACUUUUAAGAAAUACGAUAUUUAUGAAGAAGAUGAGGAUGAUCACGAAUUUGAUAUUUUU